AGACACAUCAGACACACCAUGUUUACAUACAUGCAAGGUCGCGCCUUUGUACAAGUGUAUUUAGUGAAAUAUUCAUGCAUGGUUGCGGACUGAAUAGCGGUUGCUAAGCGCUGUACAAAGAAAUCAAUGACAUCUACACGGUAUAUACACGCGCUUUGAAAAGGCCAGUCAGUGCAGUGUCACUUCGUAUACAAGGUGAAAUCACCCAGCAACAUUGUGCACAAAAAAAAAUCACCACUCAAAAACGAAAGUUGUCAAAAAUCGGCCAAGAAGAUGUCAUCGCCGACGUCACAGCCAAGUGAGGCUUCUGCCAAGUCUCGUCCAAGCACGUGUGCUUCGAGCAACUCUCGCGAGACCUGGAUGACAGCCAGAGGUACCACGCGUAUGGGCAAAGGGAUACUGGUUUUUACAGGACCAGAAGGCCGAAAGAACCAAGACGUGAAAGUGAACGAAGACAACCGGUACGUUGGUAUUGGGGAAACGUCGCCCGAGAAGUCCAGCGAAUUGCUGUACCUGUACCGACCGGCCACGGGCGCCCCCUUCCACCGGGCCAAAAGCGAUAUUCCCGGCUCGAUCGGCUGGGGCAUGCCGCGGACCGGAGACCCGAGGACCUGGCCCGUUCACUUGAAUAUAUGUUCCCAAGAGGAAUUCAAGAAUUCGAGGGAGAGCGCACAAGGAAUAUGGAAUAAUAGAUGAUGUUCGACAUCGGGGAUGAAUUAAUGAACUUCAUCCAAGGACGUAUAUGACACCACCAGACUGUUUUCUCGCGCACACGGAUCGUUAUAUACAAUGUUGCACUUGCCAAUGAAUGUGUGAACUGAUUGUAUGAGGUUGUGAAUUGAAAGCACAUUGCAGAAUGCAGAUGCUUUGAAAGACGCCCUCAACUUUUUUUUGGUCUCCGCACUAAAUGUUCUGAGCGGGCCUCGGCGAAUGGAUGACGCUCAAACCAUAAUACAGCCAUAAUGGUUGUGAAGGGCGAUUUCUAAAGUUUACGUAGCACUUUAUUUUGAAUGAAACUACAUGUACACAGACAUGUUCACGUUGGCGGGUGAAAUCUUUGAAAAUUAAUUUCUCCCGUUUGGAAGACCGUAUCUUCAUGCAACUUUCAGGAUUUACAUCCCCUAUAAUGAUCAAAGUAUGUGCUAAAAGUCGUUGUGAUUAUGUUCAUUUACUUUGCGUUGAAAUUGGAAAAAUUUCAAUCCAAAGUCCAAACUUCUUGUACUUUGGCUCUGCCAAGAGGGGGCGCUAUAUAGACCAGUUUCAGAGAGUGACUCGUAAAAUGCCAACCAUUGGCACUUUUCAUCCACGGGUUGGCAAACUAUGGAAAAUCAACAAUGCAAAAAAACCCAGCAAUUGUUAUUAAUGUUUUCAAACAUUUCAUUGGAUUGUUGAAAUGUAAUAUAACACAAAAAAAGGCUACCAAAGACACGAAAGGCUUAAUAAUAUGCCUCUUUUAACACAAUGAGGGUGUUAAUAAGCAUUUUUUUGCAAAAUCUGUUGCCAACCACGGCUUUAAUUUAUGCCUUGUGGCAGUCCAUACAAAAUGGCGCUCAAUGUUUACAAACAAAAGAAGGGUUUUUAUAAUCAACACGAUUUAAACACAAUUUUGCUGGAGACAUUCCAACAGCAGCUAUAUACAAAACACCAAUCAACUUAGAUUGUAUGAGAUUUCUAUAGAAUGUGACUGGCUCACAGAAAUUUUGUUUUUGGGCCGAGCAAGAUAUUCUGCCAAGACGCGCCAUUAAAUAUGGCUUCACCAGUUCGAUAUUUUCGACCUGUGUUCCAAUCCUCCUACAUUUCCCAACCAUAACUUUAUCAUGCACCAUUAUAUAUAUAAAUCACGCACGUCUUGUAAGUUCGAACACUGUAUUUCAAGGAACUCUUUUGGUGCAAAUAGAACAAGUUCAGAAUAUUCUGUUUAAAUUUACUUUACGUUAUUAAAGGUUUUGGACUCUUGUGUAUAUUGUACAAUGUGUGCAUAAUCUCAGCUCGUCACAGUGAUCUCAAAUUAUCGUCGAGCAAUUAACUGAAUAAAGAUUCACUGUUGGCACGCGAAUGGCGGAGUCUAUUACG
This is a messenger RNA of Patiria miniata (bat star), 2073 nucleotides long. RefSeq lists its product as uncharacterized. The transcript is spliced from 3 exons. The coding region runs from base 274 to 696 and encodes 140 amino acids. Lineage: Eukaryota; Metazoa; Echinodermata; Asteroidea; Valvatida; Asterinidae. The record is from RefSeq and is a predicted model, not a curated record.